Molecule: messenger RNA, 1251 nt
Organism: Frankliniella occidentalis (western flower thrips)
Lineage: Eukaryota; Metazoa; Arthropoda; Insecta; Thysanoptera; Thripidae
Exons: 5
Coding region: 57-1247 (396 amino acids)
Molecular function (GO): flavin adenine dinucleotide binding; N,N-dimethylaniline monooxygenase activity; NADP binding
Source: RefSeq, a predicted model, not a curated record
UUCAGGACAAGCAGAGUAAUAUCUUGUCGGUGCUGCCAGACCCGACCAGGACAGCCAUGGGCGUGAUACGAGUCGCCGUGAUCGGGGCGGGCGCGGCAGGGCUGUCGUCCGCCAGGCACCUGAUCGCCGACCCGGCCCGCUUCACCUGCACCGUGUUCGAGCAGACGGGCGCCGUGGGCGGCACCUGGGUCUACACCGACCAGGUGGGCACGGACGAGUUCGGCCUGCCCGUGCACUCCAGCAUGUACAAGAGCCUCCGUACCAACCUCCCCAAGGAGGUGAUGGGCUUCCCGGACUACCCCAUACCCGAGCAGGAGCGCUCGUACCUGCCCGCCAAGGACAUCCUGCAGUUCCUCAACGACUACGCGGACCACUUCCACGUCCGCGAGCGCGUCCGCUUCUACCACCACGUCAAGAGCGUGACCCCCAAGGCCGAUGGCGGCUGGACCGUCGUCACCGUCGACCUCAAGUCCAAGCAGCUCCAGACCGAAGAGUUCGACGCCGUCAUGGUGUGCAACGGCCACUACUCUAAGCCCUUCCUGCCCACUCUACCGGGUGCCGAUGUAUUCCAAGGACAGACCCUGCACAGCCACGACUACCGCACCCCGGACGCCUUCAAGGGCCGCAACGUUGUGGUGAUCGGGGCCGGGCCUUCGGGCAUGGACCUGUGUCUGGAGGUGGCGCGCGGCGGGGCCGCCAGCGUGAUCCUCAGCCACCACUGGCCCGAGCCCAUCAAGACCCGCUUCCCGGACAACGUGCGCCAGGCGCCCGACGUGGCCAGGAUGACCGAGCGCGGCGUGGACUUCGUCGACGGCACGUCCGCCCCCUGCGACCUGGUCUUCUACUGCACCGGCUACCUCUACACCUUCCCCUUCCUGAGCGACGAGUGCCGCGUCCGCGUGGUGGACAACCACGUGCAGCCCCUGUACAAGCACCUGGUGCACAUCGACUACCCGACCCUGGCUCUGGUCGGGCUGCCCUUCUACGUGUGCGCCAACUCGCUGUUCGACCUCCAGGCCCGGUUCUUCCUGCGCACCCUGACGGGACAGGUGGCGCUGCCCAGCAGGCAGGAGAUGCUGGCCGACACGGAGAGAGAGAUGGACUUGCGGCGCGCCAAGGGCAUGAAGAGGAGGCAGGCGCACAUGAUGGGGCCGAUGCAGGUGCGUAGCUUCUCCUCUGCAAAAUUUAUUCGAUUUACUGGGCGCCCGGGCCGAGUCAACAGAGGGGUCCUUCACUAUAAAUUGUAGCGUA